Messenger RNA from Diorhabda sublineata, 7387 nucleotides. RefSeq lists its product as uncharacterized. Gene Ontology annotation, cellular component: plasma membrane. The record is from RefSeq and is a predicted model, not a curated record. The coding region runs from base 366 to 3251 and encodes 961 amino acids. Gene Ontology annotation, molecular function: protein binding. Lineage: Eukaryota; Metazoa; Arthropoda; Insecta; Coleoptera; Chrysomelidae. The transcript is spliced from 5 exons.
AGUUUGGUCCGGUACUCCUGUCUGUCACAUCCUUGCCGUUUGGGACGUUAUAAAUGCAUGUUUUUACAGCACUUGCUGAAUUUUAUUGCUAGUUGUGAUUCGCGCGGACGCUUUUUCGCAACUAUAGAAGUCGACCGGAUGAUCCUCAUUUAUUGUCAGAAUUUAUUUUGCUCUCGUCGUGUCAAAAAUUUUGUUGACCUACGAUAAAUUUCAUCGAGUCUAAAAGAUUAGGCGAAAAAAAUUUGGUUACUAAGACCAUAUGGAUGAUCAACGUUGUGUAACAUCUGCUGACCAAUUCGCCAAUAUUUUACUUAGAUUUGCAAAUAACAGCACGUGGAAAACACUUUAGCUCAGAUAUAAUAAGAAUGUCGUCGUGGUUUUGUAUAAUGGUGAUUUUUCUUAUACACCUUCACGAAAUUAGCCUAGGACCAGCUUGUAGAAUAAGUGAAUUUCCAUGUAGAAAUGGUAGAUGUAUACGUUUAAAUGGAUACUGUGACGGAAAUGAUGACUGCGGUGAUGUAUCGGAUGAACCACCAUUCUGCACAGUGUGUAACCGUACAUAUUAUGGAGACGUUGGAAAAACUUACGAUCUAAGAGUGCUGAAACUCACCGAUCCGCGACUUCCAUUUCUAUGCCACCUCACAUUUACUGCCAAUGGACAAAAUCAUGGGGACAUAAUUCAGUUGAUAUUCGACGAAUUCAAAGUGGGUCGAUACGAAGCAUCCGCAUUGGACGGCUGUCCUGACGGUUACAUGCAACUCAGCGAAUUAGGGCGACCAUUUACCGGAGGCUCAUGGUGCGGAACAUCUUCCGGUCCGGCAGCCUAUUACAGCGAAACAUCCACCAUAACAGUAACAGUAAAAUUGUUCGGCUCUCCAGAAAUUCCAUUCGCGUUCCGACUCAGAUAUAGAUUUUUCUCCAAGAGGGAAGCAAUAGUGAGAUUUGGUUCUCCGGUAUCUCCUUUAGAAAGAGGGCAGAUAGCACCGGGAACGUAUUGUACGAGGCAGUUUGAAGAAUGUUACAGGAAACCAUGUAGAUUACAAUCCCCCAAUUAUCCCGGGAUGUAUCCUAGGAACGUUUCUUGCUAUUGGAGCUUGAGACAAAAGUUUGUUCCUACUUGUAAACAUGCUAUGAUAUCGGUUCGACAAGAAGCUGUACAUAAAAUGCAAAUGAAAAGGUCAAUCAAUGUUGCCGGUUUGAAUAAAACUGAAAGAAUGUUGAGAGCUUGGAGAGACUGUACAGGAGAACGUGAUCAUUUAAUAUUUUACGACGGAGGAUCAACGAACGACGCAGUAUUAGCUAAAUAUUGCGGCGGAGAUUGGCUACCAAGAGUUGUUUCCCGAGGUCCGGAAAUGUUAGUAGCAUUCCAUUCAUCUCCAUUCAGCAUACCCCUACAUUCACCUUCAUCUUUAUCGACUUUGCGCGGAUUUGAACUAGACGUUGAAGUUAUUUUUGUAGAUUCUGAUUCACUAGAUUUCUCCCGUCAUACUUUAGACUGUAUAUUUCAUAUCAAUGCAACAAAUCCCGAUAGCGACGAAAUUUGGACUGGGAGAGGGCGCAAAGGUAAAUUGUUAAGCCCCAAACAUUCUUUGCCACCUAAUACUACAUGCACUUAUAAGUUUAGAGGCUACCCCGAAGACCUAGUUUGGAUAGCAUUUAUUUCGUAUAGUCAUAAGGCGUUAUUAGUUGGUGAUAAUGCGCACGCUUUGCUUCGAAACGAUACGUUUACCAAUGGUUGUUCGACGCGUAUAAGGAUUUGGGACGGUAGCAAAUUAAUUGAAGAUAAAUGUGACGAGGCUCCGAGAUUAUGUGACCACAGUGCAUUAAGCAAUACUACUAGGAUUACUAGACCGUGUUCGAAAGACGAAAGCUAUUUGACAAUCGAUAAAAGUUUGAGUAUUCAGCAUUAUACUGAAGACGGAACUGCCCUACAUCCAGCAUCAUUUAAGUUGAUAUACGAAUUCGUUGAUACUAAGAUGGGAGGAGAGCCGUGGCCUAAUAAAAUUGACGCAGGAUCGUGUUACCGACUUUUUAAAAAGCAACAUGUCGGAGACGUGACUUCACCAAGAAAUAUUUUUCUCUACGGUAGAGGAGGAGCGAAAGAUUUGGAUUGCAUUUAUAGAUUCGAAGCUGGUAUUAAUGAAAGAGUAAGAUUGAUAUUGAAUAACGCUUCGUUUGGAAUGAAUCCUACAUGUGAGACUGUAAUAGACCCUCAUACGGGUAGACAAAUAUGUGAAUAUACCGUUGGAAGCCGUAUUUCCGAACUGAAUAUAUUCGAAACACCAUGGGAAGAUAUUCGAAUUCACAAAACCUGUAUCUGUGAUAAUGUAACACUUUCAAAUAAACCGCUAGUAUUCACAUCUACUUCCAGUACUCUGGAACUUCAAUUCACUGCCAAAGAUAUGAAUAUAACAGAAGACUUCACCGUUAUACAUUUCCACGUGUUAUUUGAAAUAAUAUCGAUGGAUGAAUGUCCGAGAAAUCAAAGACUUCGAGGGUACGGAGGUGAUGUGCAGCUGCAUUCGCCACCAGCGAACGCAGCUGAUAAUUUGUGUUUAGGUUUACCAUGGAUUGUCGAAGCUAGAUAUAAUAGAAGCCUAUUUUUAUUGAGUUGGGGUGCUUUUCUACCGCUUAAACCGCGUUCAGAUGAAUCUGCUCGCUGUCCCACCACCAAUCGUAUCAUGAUCUAUUCGGGCCGGCCGCCCAAAUUAGUAAGAGUAGUUUGUCCAGCAGAGCCAGGUACACGUCCUUUAGCAGUUCACGUGUUUAGCGAAGAAUGGUGGGGAGAAGCUUUAGCGCACAUUGUUCAACGUCCCCCUAAUUUCAUGAUUGAAUGGAUCGGAUCGGAAAAUGGCGAAGCAGCAUUCAGUUGGUUAGAAAUUUCUAGAUCGAGAGCAUCCUUACUUCACCAACUCCAAGUUCCAAUAAACGCAAGUACCAACGAAACGGAUUUGGAAUGUGCGUACAAGUGUCCCGAGCUCGAUGCUUGCAUAAGUUCAUCUUUAUGGUGUGACGGAAAGGAUCAUUGUCCUUCGGGUUUCGACGAAUCCGAAACUCAUUGCGGUGCCACCUCGAAAUUACUAAACUCGUUACCACUAUCAGCAAUGGCUGUUGCAACAGCUGUGAUAUGUUUAAUCAUCCUUUUAGUAUGCUUAACGUUACACAGAUCUCGAGCCCGCCGAAGACGAAGAAUGGCAAAAAAAAAGUUAUUGACCGGUCCUCAAUUAUUGAGUGCUAGUAUCAGUUCUUGACAUAAAACUCCUCCUGUAGAAUAUAUACAUGUGGAUCGGGAGACAACCGUAUGAGUUAAGGAGUUAACCGAUUCAUCCGUCCCAAUGCUCACAUUUUUAUCUACCGGUGCCUUUCUGUGAUUUACAACGGUUACACGUGAUAUCUUCACAUUUACACCAUAAUUAGAUAAGUAUCGAACGGCCCCUCGUACCCAUAUUUUCACUGUAUCACUUAACGAUAAGAAACGAUAUCACAUAAAUUAUUGAGGAAUAUUAUAACUUACUCCACGUAACUAUUCAGUACAAAAACAUCAUGUAUUUUGUUGUUAGUUUUUUAUUUAAACCUUUUUGCUUUUUCUGUACAACGAAUGGUGCUCGUCAUUUUACUUUUUUAGCAGUAUUAUUUAUAGAUUUAAUUUGAGCAAUCUCGGUUCGAAUUCUUUUGGAAUUAAUCCAUUUUUACUGGUUCUUCCAAUGGACCCACAUAAAAUAAAGUGAACGACCUCGCUAGUCAUUUAAUAUGUCUACAUCUACCGAUCAAUACGUUAAAACCAUAAACUUCAAGUAUUAAUACUACUAGGAAAUAAAUUAAUCAAAUAUGUAAAUGUAUUCUACACAGUAUAUUCCAAAUAGUAUGAUUCUAUUUCUUCCGAUCUGAAUUCGUGCAUUUAUCUUUUUGCUUCCAGAGGCGAUUAACCUCGCCAUUUUGUACGAAUUACCGUUGUUUCAUUAACAUGGAAAUGACAACUAACAUUUUUUUUUUUUUCAAAAGCAACUAAAACAUCCGCUACAGACAUUUUGUUGAACCGUAGUGAAAGCUCUUCUAAAUCUCACUAUUGACUGCCUCUGACUCUUAAAAGUCCUUCUGGACAAUUAUCCGAAUUACUUCUACAAAUAAUGUGUUCAUUAACUCUCAGUGAACGUGACUUGAAACAAGAAUAUUUGGUAAUAACAGAAAUACAUAGCUCCCUACUUUUGUUUUGAUAGUACCACAAAAUGCAAAUACUCGUAAUAUGCUGAUCAUUUAAUGUAUAUUUUCUCUCGAACCUCUUCCUCGAUCUUGUAAAAUAUACCUAACUGGUGUGAGUGAGUGGGGAAGUAGAAUUUUAAAAAUUCUUGAGUAAAUCUAUUCUUUCUUUGAAGGAACAAAAAAUACUGUGUAAGUAACAAAGGUUUCUGCCGCGCUCGGAAACGUCCCGUUGUUAAAAUAACUAAGUUGUUUUAUAAUAGAUGAUUAUAGUAUAAUAUAAUUUUUUUACUAGAAUUUCAAUGUAUAUUAUUAAAGCUUUUCUCUUUGAUCAUAAAUAUAUGAAAUGACUUAGAGUUUUUAAUGUUUCAAUUAAAAUUUUUUAAAUCACGCCGCGGUCAUGUCUUCGUGGUAAUCAGCAUAGGAUUGAGAAAAGCUGUUAAAAGGUAAAAUCAAAGCAUUAAAACAAUCUUCACUGCCAUUAAGAAUAAUAAUUGGGUACUCGUUUGCUCCUUGAGCACUACGUCCUGUGUAUCGAAGAAAGUUCAGUCCAAAUAUUAUUCUGUUGUCAAGUUUUUUAUGUUUAAAACUAGGGAUGAGUCGAUUCUCGAUACCAUCGAUUCUUGGUCAUUGGUAUCGGUAUCUAGAAUCGAUCACAAUAAGUUGAUACCGAUACCAGUAAAUGAACGGAAAAAUUAUUUUUUAAUCCAAUUUAUACUAUUAUCAAAAUGAAAAUAUCAUAUUUUGGAAAAUCAUUUGUUAAAAUAUUUGUCUCUCUUUAAACAACAGGCUGCUUCCGUGCAUUUAUUGCGCCGACAAAGUAGUUCCAUAUCGUCUUUGAUACAUUAGGUGUAGCGUGUAGAAAAAUCCUGCUUUUAAAAUAAGUUGGACAAUGAUUUUGAUUGUUAAUACAAUAAUCAAAAAACCAAAGAGCGAAAAUUUUAAUUGGUGAUAUGGGGAGAUAUGCACAUUUCUUCGUGAUAUUUAUUUUAUUUAUUAAUUUCGACAACCUUCUGCGUAUGGCUUAAAUUUUUUACCAUUAGAAAUUGUCUCAUUUGUCCCUAUAUAGGCAUAAAUUGGUUUGUAGGUUGUUUAAACAAAUUAUGAAUAUGUUUCUAGUGAGAGAAUUUUUAUUUACAAGGGGCUAUUAUAAAUCCAUGGUACCGGAAUUGGGAGUCGAUUUUUUAGGUAUCGAUAUCGAGAAUCGAAAAAUUUUAGUAUCGACACAUCUCUAUUCAAAACCAACACAAGUGUCCAAACAUAUAUUGUCAUAAUCAGAGUAUGUAUGCGUUUUCUGAACCUAGUCCAAUUUUAGUACUAAAUAAAAAGUCAUAAAUUAUUUGUCGAAUAACAUAUGUGGUUGUAUAAUGUAUAAAGUUAAUUGUUCAACCCAUUUAAUAAUAGAAAUUUCUAAUUGAUCACCAAAAAGCCAUUUUAAAUUUAAAUAGUUAAUAAUAAUGAAAACAAAACACUAAAAUUAAACACAAAAAUCGCAAAUGAAACUAAUAUCCCAAAAAAAUUAAAAUAAAUAUAAUACUCAUUAAUUUCGACACUACGAACUACCACUGUCAACAAUCGAAAACAAGCUUAAUAUUUUGAUAAUGCGCACGUGUUCUUUGCACCAUGUUAAUUAUUUGACUGGUUUACUAAGGGUCGGUAUUACAAAGUCCGGUUGACCGAAGGUUGAGAUUCAAUUGUUGAGAGAAAGAGAGAGAUACGUUGGUUAAAGUUUGGUAGGAUAAGGAUGAUUUUUGUGAUGGAGGUGGUUUGUUUGAGUAGGCCCUGAUAUAGGAAUAGCUCCUCUGCAGGGCUAGGGUUGUGGUGGUUUAGUUGGCUUGGGUUUGCACAACUAUUUCUAUGGGGAGAUUUUGGCCAAAAUAAAACAAAGUGAAGCUUGUAAGCAAAACGGCCCUUCUCGGAUUGUUUUUUUUUUUAUUUUUGAGAGGCUUUAUUUGUUUUUUAUGGUUUUUUUAAAGCCGAAUUUACAUAAUAUGAAAGUUAGCCAGAAGUCCAAUGAGUGGUUGAUUGUUGGUUCUACCGUAACGAAAUAAUUUGAAGCGUCAACCAAGAGUUGAAAGGUAUUUUCUAACCUCAAUUUUUGUUUAUUUUGGCUUGCGUUAUUUUGGCAUCUCCCGAAAUUUUACGAAACAGGCUACUUUGGAAAGAUAGUAGUAAUAAUGAUUCAUCUGAGACUCUGAUUUUUCUUUUUCCUUUGCAAUUCAUCUUUUUAAACAGUACACGUGGAAACUUCCAACAAAACUAUACUUUGACUUUUGACUGACGCACUAUCCACUAAGAUUUGAUUGGUUAAAAUUGAAGUCCCAGUGCAACCAACGUAAAUUUUUCAGCACAAAGCUCCAGUUAGCCAACGGAUGGUUGUAAAUGCGUUAUAAUACCGAACCGAUGUUAACUAUCGGUGGAGUUUCGAACAGCGCUUGAAUAACGUCCAGUCUAAGAAAACUUUUAUAAUACUGACCCUAAUAAAUACAUAAUCUAGUGAAAUAACUACAUUCGUCGUGCGAAUAAGUAUUAUAAAGGCUUCUUCAAAACUCGCUUAGGUAUAUCUUUUACUUUUUAUAGUCCUUCAAACAAGAAUAGAUAAACUCCACUGCACUGCAUUUGCAUCUGAUUAUCUAUUUCCCUGCUGAGAAUGGAUACUUAAUCUUUUAGGCUCUCAAGGUAAUUCCAAACUGUCUAUGUUUACGUCAACAAAUUAUUAGGACUUAUCUUUCCGAUAUACAUACAGAAUGCUGCAUUUAAAAACAAAACACCUAUAACUUCAUUCCAAUUACCUGUUUAAUAAAAUUGUGAACUACUUCAAGUUUUUGAACGCAAAUGUGUUUAUUUAUAACAUCGUUUUAAUUUCUUUGUUAGUGAGAUACUUCGGAUGACACACAUUCUCGUUACUUAAUUUGCCAUGUCUUUAUUUUCACGAGAAACUACAGCUGUUUGUAUAUGAGGGAGCCUUCUCAAUCGGACUUUUGUACUUUGAACUAUAAAACGCUUGCAAUGAAUCAUUACGCUCCAUAAAAAAAACAUAUAUACCCCUCCCUCAAUUAAGAGUAGCACAUUAUACAUAAUGAAAGUGACCCUCUCCCUCCCAAUUACAAAAAAAUUGAAAGUUGAUUCCACUUCAAAUGCACUCAUACCUAUCAUCAAUAAAAACAAAAUCUGUCCCCAAAAUAUAAAA